Messenger RNA from Caenorhabditis elegans, 2020 nucleotides. It is a transcript of the gene C31E10.6, whose product is annotated as CCDC93 N-terminal domain-containing protein. The record is from RefSeq and is marked reviewed. Bases 19 to 1794 code for a protein of 591 amino acids. The transcript has 8 exons. NCBI's taxonomy places the organism in Eukaryota, Metazoa, Nematoda, Chromadorea, Rhabditida, Rhabditidae.
AGAUUACUUUCAACUAGGAUGAACCGAAACAAAAACAACAAGAAGGGUCGCCAAGCUCAAUUGGUCCAGGUGGCUCAGCGGACCGUAAAUUCUACAAUAACUGGAAAGCCAUUGAGCACUUUCCACGAGGUUAUUCUGCAUCAACUUUCAAUGGUGGGCUAUCAUCGUGUGCGGUAUUUCUCAUUGUCUGGAUAUGACAUGAUUGUUGGUGGAAUAGCUUGGGCAGUCAGCAUUUUGGUGCCGGAGCCAAAUGGACAUCCUUGGAAAUUUCGAGAAAGCUUGCCUGAUGAUAAGAAGAAGACUGCUAGUGAAAAGAGAAGCGAAAUCGCUCAAAUUAUAUAUGCUCUUCAAAAAAUCAACUGCCCGUUUGAUGCAACUGAACAAGAAUUCCUGAAUGUGGACUCAUCGGUUCUGGUGGAUAUCAUCACUUGGGUGUUACAACGAAUCAGUCGCCAAACCAUGGAUAUGGAUCGUUUCAAGUGUUUCAUGGCCUGCUUCAAUAUGAAAUAUGAAGAUGAAGCCGCCGCAGCACUGGACUUCAUAUCUUCAUUGCGUCGUCCAAAUGCUAAUCAAUACACCGAAUCAGCACGAAUUAAACUGUUCGACAAUGCAAUUCUUCGUGAUAUGAAAGCUGAUAGCAGAAUUAUUAUUGCUGAGUAUCUUCAGUAUGGACAAACUGGCGUCAAGAAGUAUCCAUCAUUUGUUCCUUCUGACGAAGAAGGAAGGCACAAAACUGGAUUAAGCGAGAUUUCCGAGGCACAAUAUGAGAAGCAGCGCCAAGAUCUCAAAAAGUUGAGUAACAAAAUUUAUUCUGCAUCUUCGGAUACCACCAAACAGUUUGCGGACAAACUUUUCUCAGCAAUCGACAACUUACAUCUGGCUGAAAACAUUAUUGAACUGGAGCAACGAUUCAAAGAGGAGGCGGCUCUCUACUAUGCCAUGUAUGCCCGGUUUUCGGAAUUGGAAGCACAGUUAAGUGCCGCAACUAAGUACACUUCUUUUUUGACUUCUUUCGAGGUCGAGAGAAUCACCGACGUCGUCGCCACAACGAUUAGUCGGGCAUCAAUGUUUCACACAGAUUUUUCUCAAGAGCUUGAAUUAGCUGUGGAAGUUGAGAAGACGCUUGCUGCAAAUAAAGAUCAAAAUGGUGCAUUUAAGAAGUAUUGUCCAUUUCGUAGAGAAAAAUUGGAAAAUCACCGGAAGGAAAGGUUGAUUCUGCAGAAGAAAGCUCAAAUCGCCCAGAGCAUUGAGCAAGCUGUCAGAAAAGCCUUUGAGGAGUAUAUUGAAGUUCGCCAGAAAAGAGAGCAAGGUUCGAUGGCCGACAACAUUGACGAUGAUCCAUUCAGCAUGCUCAACGAAAUCGAUCACACAAUUGCGAGCGACAUAAAUGAAAUUUUGUCAACAGUCAACAAGAUGAUCGGUCAUGUGAAUUCAAUGCCUCAACCAAAGGAAAGGACCGAGUACGACUACCGUGUUGCAUACAUUGGCUACACAAGCGAUGCUUGCAUGUUCUUGUCGGAUUGGCUGGGAAAGGCAAAGUUCCUGAAAGAUCAACGCAGAAACUUGUGUGAGAGAAAUCUCCGUCUAAGCUUUGACACGAAGAAAAUGUGCCAUCUGGUGAAGUGCGCUUCUCGUGAAAAUGCCAAAUAUCAUGCCCUGAGCGACUUGCUGUUCCAGAAGAGAAAAUAUAUGAGCACCUGGGAACAAGAUCUUUUCAAAAAAGCGGGUGCUGGUAACAACUCCUCGGAACUCCCAAAAAGUUGGGAAUUGGACUAUGCAGCGUUCAAGAAGUAGACACACAAAUCAAAAAAAAACAUUCCAUAAUUCUUUCUUUUCGCUGCUUUAUUUGCCAUUUUGCAACUUGUGUUCAUACUAUGUAUACGAUUUCCCCAUCACAACAAUGAUUUCUCAUAUCUCAUGAUUUCCCUUCCACCAUUGUCACUGAAAUUUUUCGAUUGUCGCACCCCCGCCCACUCGCCACGUAAUACCCGGAUUUUAUUAAUAAAAUAUUGAUUUAUUG